CGCCCAUGAUCCGGAAUAACCUAACCCUGCUUUCGCUUGUAUUUAAACCAAGACCAUCCGAUUUUCCAUCUCUCCACGCCUCACAUCUCAGGCAGACGGUCGGCGCAGCCUACACCCCGCCGUUCGAAUUCAGGUAAGAAGAAAUGGUGAAGCAUAACAAUGUUGUGCCAAACGGUCACUUCAGGAAGCAUUGGCAAAACUAUGUCAAAACCUGGUUUAACCAACCUGCCAGAAAAACCAGGAGGCGCAAUGCUAGACAAAAGAAAGCUGUUAAGAUUUUCCCCAGACCCACUGCUGGUCCACUACGUCCAAUCGUCCACGGGCAAACAUUGAAGUACAACAUGAAAGUCAGAGCAGGAAGAGGGUUUUCACUUGAAGAGCUGAAAGCUGCUGGUAUUCCCAAGAAGUUGGCCCCAACUAUUGGUAUUGCAGUCGAUCAUAGGCGAAGGAACAAAUCUCUUGAAGGCCUUCAGACCAAUGCCCAGAGGCUCAAGACCUACAAAGCCAAGCUGGUGAUCUUUCCAAGGCGUUCUAACAAAUUUAAGGCUGGUGAUUCAACGCCUGAGGAACUUGCGAAUGCAACACAAGUCCAGGGUCCAAUUUUGCCUAUUGUCCGGGAGAAGCCUACUGUUGAAUUUGUUAAGGUUACUGAAGAGAUGAAAUCAUUCAGAGCUUAUGACAAAUUACGUCGUGAGCGCGUGAACAAACGACACCAUGGUGCUCGUCUGAAGAGGGCAGCAGAGGCAGAAAAAGAAGAAAAGAAGUAAUCUGUUCAGCUGCUUAGUUAUUUAUCGUUGUCUGUUUCGGAUUUCACCCAAAUCAACAGUUUUUGAUAUUUUCAUUGGAAUUGAGGUUUUCUAUUAUCCAAACUAAUCACAAUAUGUUAUUCUCAGAUGUUUUUGGUUUCUUUAGAUGUCCACUGAGUUGUGUUUUAUUUUCUGUGCAUCAAUGUUGCAUUAAGCUUUCAAGUUUCAACAAUCGUCUCAUAUAUUCUGGUAGAAGCUGGGCUAUUCAUGAACUCAUGAAUCACUUAAAAUGCCAAUUAAUCCCUCAACGUUUUUGAAGUUAUUUCAUUUACAUUAUUGUGUAUUUGUGUUAUUCAUUUACAGUAGAUUUUUUUGUCA
Messenger RNA from Cuscuta epithymum, 1124 nucleotides. Lineage: Eukaryota; Viridiplantae; Streptophyta; Magnoliopsida; Solanales; Convolvulaceae. The record is from the annotation of a GenBank genome assembly.